This is a messenger RNA of Impatiens glandulifera, 2115 nucleotides long. Its product is annotated as subtilisin-like protease SBT4.3. Gene Ontology annotation, molecular function: serine-type endopeptidase activity. Bases 10 to 2115 code for a protein of 701 amino acids. Gene Ontology annotation, biological process: proteolysis. The transcript has 9 exons. The record is from RefSeq and is a predicted model, not a curated record. NCBI's taxonomy places the organism in Eukaryota, Viridiplantae, Streptophyta, Magnoliopsida, Ericales, Balsaminaceae.
AUCGUUUAUAUGGGAAGUCUUCCAAAAGAAAACGAAAAAUACUCUCCCAAUUCUCAUCAUGUUAGCUUGCUCCAAACUUUAGGCCAUGACAUCGGGAUGAUGGGUGAAAUUUUGGUGAGAAGUUAUUCAAAAAGUUUUAAUGGAUUUGCUGCAAAUCUUACCUCACAAGAGGCAAGAAAGUUGGAAAGUAUGGAAGAAGUUGUCUCCAUCUUUGAAAGUCGUAUUUUUCGUACUCAGACCACAAGAUCAUGGGAUUACCUAGGUUUUUCCAUAGAUGUUCCUCGAAAUCCACGAAUUGAGAGCGACAUCAUAAUUGGCUCAAUUGAUGGAGGUAUCACACCUGAGUCUAAAAGUUUCUCCGACCUAGGCUUAAACAUUAUUCCAAAGAAAUGGAAAGGUGUUUGUUUGGGGGGCACAAAUUUCACUUGCAACAAGAAGCUAAUCGGAGUUAGGCAUUAUGUCGAUAAGGAUGCAAGAGAUAACGACGGUCAUGGGACUCACACGGCUUCCACAGCUGCUGGAAGGCUAGUGCCAAAUGCCAACUUUUUCGGUUUGGGAAAUGGAAUUGCGAGAGGAGCUGUUCCAUCGGCUAGGAUAGCAGCAUACAAAGCGUGUACUUUUGGCAUUUGUCUCGAACAAAAUAUAUUAGCCGCCUUUGAUGAUGCCAUUGCUGAUGGUGUUGACAUUAUCACAAUCUCAUUAGGAGUUGGUUUCCCACAAAUCUUGAGUAAAGAUGCUGUUUCCAUCGGUUCCUUUCAUGCCAUUGAAAAAAAUAUUUUAACCGUACAUUGUGCUGGAAAUAAUGGAAAUGACGGGCUAGGAACCGUGGAGAGUAAUGCGCCUUGGUUAUUAACUGCGGCUGCUAGUAGUAUAGACAGAAAAAUCAUUAACAAACUUAUUCUUGGGAAUCAACGCACACUCCUUAGCCUUGCUGUGAAUGCUUUUCCCACGACUGUAAAGAACAUGAUAUUGGUGCAUGGAGGAACAAUCUCGAAAACAUGUAACCAAUCAAGUGCAAUGCAAUGCGUGGAUGGUUGUGUAGACCCUAAAUUGGUCAAGGGAAAGAUCAUAGUAUGUGAUACUAACGACGAGUCAGGUGCCAUAGAAGUGGUGAUGGAUGCUGGAGCAGCCGGUGUCAUUCUUUCGAAUGGAAAAAUAGACAACGAUAUUUCUUACGUUGUACCAUUGAUGGCCGCAAUUGUAAAUGACUCCGAUUUUCCUUAUGUUAAAUCUUACAUCAACUCCACAAGAUUUCCACAAGCACGCAUAACAAAGAGUGAGAUCAUUCCUCUUCAUGAAGCUCCCGCAGUAGCUGGCUUUUCCGGGAGAGGCCCCAAUAGAAUCUUACCACAAAUUCUAAAGCCUGAUAUAACUGCACCCGGCAUAGAUAUCUUGGCAGCUUAUUCUCCCCUUGGUGAACUUUCAGACUAUACUUCAUUUAGCGACAAAAGAAUCUCAAACUAUACCUUCUUAUCGGGGACUUCCAUGGCAUGUCCUCAUGUUGCCGGUACAGCUGCUUACGUAAAAUCAAUACAUCCUGAUUGGUCUCCUUCAGCUAUAAAAUCCGCUAUUAUGACCACCGCUUCACCGAUGAAUGUACCAUAUAAUUUGGAUGUUGAACUUGGCUACGGAGCUGGUCAAAUUGAUCCCUUGAAGGCCACAAAUCCUGGACUUAUCUACGAGACAUUUAUAAACGAUUAUAUCAACAUGUUUUGUAGUUUAGGAUAUGAAGGAAAUAAGUUGAUACAAAUAUUCAAAUUACAAAGUUGUCCCAAAGGAAACAAAAUAAUUCCAAAGGAUCUCAACUAUCCAUCAAUGGCCACACCAGUGCAACAAAACUCAUCUUUCAUUAUCAAUUUUUCGAGAACAGUGACAAACGUUGGACAUGGUAACUCCACAUAUAAUGCAAACAUCAACAUGGUGGACAAAACAAUCAAUGUAAAAGUAGAGCCGAGUGUUCUCUCUUUUGUUAAGUUGAAUGAGAGAAAAUCAUUUGUGGUAACAGUUAGUGGGAAAUGGUUGAACCAAGAUCAUGUUUCUGGUUCUUUAGUCUGGUCGGAUGGAACUUAUAGAGUAAGAAGUCCUAUUCUACUGUAUCGGGGUUCAAUAAUUUGA